Molecule: messenger RNA, 673 nt
Organism: Trametes versicolor FP-101664 SS1
Lineage: Eukaryota; Fungi; Basidiomycota; Agaricomycetes; Polyporales; Polyporaceae
Exons: 6
Source: RefSeq, a predicted model, not a curated record
ACAUAGGAGCAAUGUGUGUGCUCUCCAGAGAACACGAUGUAUCGACGGCGUCGUGUUGGAGUGCGCAUGUUACAUGGUUCUCGCGCAGCUCGCAAAAGGGAGGAAGCGAAGGGAUAUUCAUCGGCCGGCCUAUAUAGGACGGUGGAGCAUGCGACGGCCGUCAACAAUCGCUCGUACCAAAGACCACCGACAGUAUGGCCGAUUCUGCUGCAGCCACGUAUCUCAUCGACUACUACAGAACUACACUUGUUGAGAAAUCAUCGAUGGCCGGGAUGUUAGCACUUAUGCUAUACGAACUAUGUAUCACUUUCGACCGAGAGGCGGGGCUCUUCUGGAACAUGCCUUUCAGUCGAACAACGGCAAUCUUCCUCCUCAACCGGUAUUCGUCCCUGCUCAAAUACCCGGUGAGCAUGAUAUCGUACCGCUCUACGAUGUCGGAGACGAGUUGCAACGCCCUCGUUCGCGCUGGCCAGACCCUGGAGAUCAUACCCUACUUUGUAUGGGCCAUAUUCUCGGCCAUGCGCAUCCGCGCGAUCGCCGACCGCAAUAUAAUGUUAUUUUUCCUCGUGUUUGUGCUGCUUUGCGUGCCGGUUGGCACCAACCUGUAUUUGUUCGCUAUCUCAGUCCCCGACACUGUUGGUGAUCCUGUAGGGUGCAUCGCCAUCGCAGCUGU